This is a messenger RNA of Pungitius pungitius (ninespine stickleback), 3769 nucleotides long. Its product is annotated as oocyte zinc finger protein XlCOF6-like. Bases 407 to 2614 code for a protein of 735 amino acids. Gene Ontology annotation, cellular component: nucleus. Gene Ontology annotation, molecular function: RNA polymerase II transcription regulatory region sequence-specific DNA binding; DNA-binding transcription factor activity, RNA polymerase II-specific. NCBI's taxonomy places the organism in Eukaryota, Metazoa, Chordata, Actinopteri, Perciformes, Gasterosteidae. The transcript has 2 exons. Gene Ontology annotation, biological process: regulation of transcription by RNA polymerase II. The record is from RefSeq and is a predicted model, not a curated record.
GCUGAGGUGAAAUGCAUUCUGGGAUAUUUGGCUCUCACAAGAACAGACGAGCCUGCUCCGAUGAAUGCCCGGCAAAAGUCCACACAAGAAAGCAUAUUGAGAAAGGGCCUGCAGUCUCUGGACGUCUGAAUAAACCUCUGGCGGACUUUCAGCUGCUCACCUUUUUCUGGAUCUUUCCUCUGAAUCAUCUCCCGAUAUCGUGCUGAGCUAUUAGUUAGCUUAGCUAUGAGCUAUUAGUUAGCUUAGCUAUGAGCUAUUAGUUAGCUUAGCUAUGAGCUAUUAGUUAGCUUAGCAUGCUAGCUGAAAACAGACCGAAGUUAGAAACACAGCGCUAGUGCGAGGUUAACGGAGAGAAACGGCGUUUUUACUGGGUUUAUUUGGAGGAAACGUCUGUGAUUCAGUGAAGAUGUCUGAAGUCCAUGUGCUGAAAUAUUUAGUGAAGCAGCGACUCGCUGAGACCGCUGAAGAGAUAUUUGGGCUGUUUGAAAGAACAAUAGCAGAGUACGAGGAGGAAGCUUCUAGAUUAAAAGAGGACAACGAGCGACUGAAGAAACAUCUGCACGCUGUUUUGUACCCUGAAGUCCGCAUACAAAGAGCAGACCUCCAGCAGCUUCUUGUGAUUAAGGAAGAGCAGCAGGAGGAUCCAGAGCCCCCCAACGUUAAAGAGGAACAGGAGGAUCCAGAGCCCCCCAACGUUAAAGAGGAACAGGAGGACCCAGAGCCCCCCAACGUUAAAGAGGAACAGGAGGACCCAGAGCCCCGCCCCACUAAAGAGGAGCAGCUUCAAGGGCUGGAGAAGGUCUUAUACACUCCUGUGAAAAGUGAAAAUGAUGUAAAGGAAGCUCUGUCCUCUCACCUUUAUCAGAGACAUACUAAACAGAUGGAGACAGAAGGUGAUGGAGAGGACAGUAGAGUACCAGAACCAGACAGGAACUCUUGUCUAGAUUGUCCCUCAGAACCAGAUAGCAAUGAAAAUACUGAAGACUCUUCUGAGCCUAAGGACAGUGAUGAUCGGAAGGAAACAUUUGGUUGCCUUAAAAAGAUGAAGAGACACAUGAUGACCCACACAUCAGCGAAACCUUUCAGCUGCUCAGAGUGUGGUAAAUGUUUCACUGCAAGUGGAAGUCUUAAGGCACACAUGAGAUGUCACACAGGAGAAAAGCCUUUUAGCUGCUCAGAGUGUGGUAAAUGUUUCCCCGUUAGUGGACGUCUUAAGACACACAUGAGAUGUCACACAGGGGAAAAGCCUUUUAGCUGCUCAGAGUGUGGUAAAUGUUUUAGUGAAAGCGGACAACUGAAGAAACACACGAGAUGUCACACAGGGGAAAAACCUUUCAGUUGCUCAGAGUGUGGUAAAUGUUUCACUACAAGCGCACACCUGAAGACACACAUGAUAUUUCACACAGGGGCGAAACCUUUCAGCUGCUCACAGUGUGGUAAAUGUUUCGCUUUAAGUGGAAGUCUUAAGGCACACAUGAGAUGUCACACAGGGGAAAAGCCUUACAGCUGUUCAGAGUGUGGUAAAUGUUUCACUGUAAAUGCAAGUCUAAAGACACACAUGAGAUGUCACACAGGGGAAAAACCUUUCAGCUGCUCAGAGUGUGGUAAAUGUUUCAAUGAGAGAAGAAAGCUGAAGACACACAUGAGAUUUCACACAGGUGAAAAAUCUUUUAGCUGCUCAGAGUGUGGUAAAUGUUUCACUGUAAAUGCAAGUCUAAAGACACACAUGAGAUGUCACACAGGGGAAAAACCUUUCAGCUGCUCAGAGUGUGGUAAAUGUUUCACUGUAAGCACAAGUCUGAAGAGACACAUGCUGUAUCACACAGGGGAGAAACCUUUUAGCUGCUCACAGUGUGGUAAAUGUUUCGCUGAAAGUGGAAGUCUGAAAAAACACAUCAGAUUUCACACAGGGGAAAAACCCUUUAGCUGCUCACAGUGUGGUAAAUGUUUCGCUGAUAGUGGAAGUCUUAAGACACACAUGAGAUGGCACACAGGGGAGAAACCUUUCAGCUGCUCAGAGUGUGGUAAAUGUUUCACUGUAAGUGGAAGUCUUAAGACACACAUGAGAUGUCACACAGGGGAAAAACCUUUCAGUUGCUCAGAGUGUGGUAAAUGUUUCCCCGUAAGUGGACGUCUUAAGACACACAUGAGAUGUCACACAGGGGAAAAACCUUUCAGCUGCUCAGAGUGUGGUAAAUGUUUCGAUGAGAGAAGAAAGCUGAAGACACACAUGAGAUGUCACACAGGGGAAAAACCUUUCAGCUGCUCGGAGUGUGGUAAAUGUUUCACUGAAAAUGGAAGUCUAAAGACACACAUGAGAUGUCACACAGGGGAAAAACCCUUUAGCUGCUCACAGUGUGGUAAAUGUUUCCCCCUAAGUAUAAGUCUUAAGAUACACAUGAUAUGUCACACAGGGGAAAAACCUUUCAGUUGCUCAGAGUGUGGUAAAUAUUUUAAUAUAAAAGGACAUCUGAAUAGACACAUGAGAUGUCACACAGGGGAAAAACCUUUCAGUUGCUCAGAGUGUGGUAAAUGUUUUACUGUAAAAGGGCAUCUGAAAAAACACAUGAGAUGUCACACAGGGGAGAAACCUUUGAGCUGCUCAGUGUGGUAAAUGUUUCACUGUAAAAGGACAUCUGAAGCCACACAUGAGAUGUCACACAGGAGAAAAACCUGUGCUCACAUUACAUGUUAUUUAGCUGACGCUUUUAUCUAAAACGACUUACAUUGCAUUAUAACCUGUGCAUUACAUUUUUGCCUGGGGAGCAAUUAGGGGUUAGGUGUCUUGCUCAGGGACACUUCGACAUGGCACAUGGGGCAGCCGGGAUUUGAACCACCAACCUUGCGGCCCCCAGCGCACUGCACAGUGUAGUAAAUGUUUUACUGCAUUUGGAAGUCUGAAGAGACACAUGCUGUAUCACACAUGGGAGAGACCUUUCAGCUGCUCACAUUGUGGUAAAUGUCUUGCUGUAAGCAGAAGUCUGAAGACACACAUGAGAUUUUACGCAGUGAAAAAAACUAAUUUGCUCAAAAUGUGAUAACGGUUUCACUCAAGCAGCUCUCCAGUUUGGUUUCUGAAGUAGUAACAGCAUGAAGUUGGGCCCUACUGUAUCUAGCUAAUGCAGCUCAACCUCCUCCAUUGGCUCUUGUUGAAUGUCUCUAAAGCCCCUUUGUCACGCAGCAAAUGUCCCGGAAACCAGAACCAUCUAUCUUGAUUGCCUGUUCAGGCUUCAGUAAGGGGCCUCUGUUCGUUUUUUUUCAGACCAGCUGCCACAACAUGAGUUUACAUCUUUGUUGUUCCCCCUGAGGUUUCUUUUUUUCCUCCUUUUUCGGUGGGGGAAUAUUUUUAUCUGCCGAUGUGAGGGUUUUGGGACAGAGGAUGUUGCAUGAUUACAUACCGUGAAGCCCUCUGAGGCUAGUAUGUGAUUUUGGACUUUAUUAAUGAAAUUAAUUGAAGUCUCUUUAGGCACAUGUUUCGUAAAUUCAUAUUCUGAGAACACAACUCCAAAGAUAAUUACAUCCUUCCAAUGAAUAACCUUAAGUUACGUUGCCUACUGUUAAAAUUGUAAUUUUUUUAUUGACUUUUCAACUUGUAGAAAUACAAGUUUGACUGAUUUAUAUGUUCCAUUUGUGUUACUGCAGGCUCUCCUAUUACCUGCAUGAUUAUUGGUGACCGUCUCAAUUCUGUGGUUUUGCAUGUUACUUUACUUUCACUUUGUUUUCCCUUUUUUUCAGGAAAUAUGUUGUUGGGAUUUAGAUUAGAUGUUUU